UUUCAAUUGCCGAUCGGCCCGGCCUAACUAAUUAUUUAAUAUUUAUUUUAUUGCAGCCGGCAGCUGAUGCAGUGGUGCUUACUGUUAAAUGUUUACCAAGAUACCAAAUAUCACGAUUUUUUUUUAAGUAUUGGGGUUCGUAUAAAAUUAGUAAUUACUAUUUAGUAUUUAGUUUAAUUUGGUAUUUUGGUCAUAAUGAACGUUAUCAUGUUGCCGUCAUUUGCCGAAUGCCAAUGCCGUAGUGAUGCGAUGUCUUAGCUGAUUCGAUCUUACUUCUUAUUAAUUCGGCAUUGUUGUCAUUUUAUGUGUAUGUGUAACACAUGACGCAUGUAAGUUAUAUAACGUCGAAGUGUCACAUUUGCUUCGAACACCAUAUUGUAUCUUCAAUCGCCAAAUGUCUAUUUUUCGUCGGGUUUGGCCUACUGGUACGUCUGGUACAUGUCGUUCACCGCUAGGACCAAAUUGAAUUUUGUCGAAAAUCAAUAAAUAACAAUGUCCGUUUGUCAUUAACUCACCGCUCGUAGCUGACAACAUUGAUCGCACUAUCGCAGCUGGUCGUUGCGUUUUACCGGGUUUCGCCGCUUGUUUGUUUAAUUUUCGCUAGUGCCGGACUGCUCGAAGAAUCCUUCGUCAUGAAUAACUCGCAGAUGCAUUUGCAUAGCGAGAAUUUCGACCUAUGCAGGAUUUGCCUGCUAGAACCAGAGACGAACAGACACAUCAAAUUUAUUCACAUUUUUACGCCGAACGAUGGAGGUUUAAAACUGAAUCAACAGAUGAUAGAAUUAUUAGGAAUCAAAGUUGAGAAGGAUGAUAUUAAACCAAAAAUGAUAUGUGAGAAUUGUCAUAAAUCAUUAAUGAGCUGGAUUGAAAUGAAGAAGAAAGCAGCCGAAUCUCAAAUUGUUAUCAAUUAUAUUGCUACAAAAAAAUUUUGUGUUACUAUCCCGGGAACAUCAAAUGCAACUUAUUCAUCGCCAGAUUCAAGGAAUAAUGAAGAAUCUACUAAGGAAUCAUUUUCAUUCACACAUUCUCGAUCAAUAUCAAAACAAUCAAAUAAUAAUAGAACAAAUUUAAAUGGUUGUAGUAGUUUAAAUAUUAACAACAGUAAUAAUAAACAAGGUAAUUCAAGUCGAUCAUUUAAUACAAAUCAUUCAAAAUCAACAUUUUCUGAUAGUGAAUCAGAUGAUGAUACUUCUUGUUUAGAAGUCAAAACCCCAGUUGAAAUAAUUGAACUAUCAUCAGACAGUGAAGAAUCUGUUAAAAAUAAUUUUAAAAAUGAACACAUAAAUGAAGUUGAAAAUGAAAAAUUACACUAUUGUUCCAUCUGUCAAAAAAAGAAUAUUUUGAAUCAUGAUUGUUCACAAUACAAUAAAUCUUUCUUUACUUGCUUAGUGCCUAAUUGUAACAUUCUAUCAAGAUCAAAAAAAGAUUUUACACCACAUUAUCGACGACAUAUUGGUUUGUCUUCUACAGCAGUCAUGUGUCGUCGUUGUUAUCAAGAAAUAAAAAAAUCUGAUCGUGAUACCAAUGGUCAUUAUCAUAUACGCUGUCGUACUGUAAAUUUAUUUAAAUGUUAUGCAUGUAAUGUGAUAUUUAACAGUAUGGAAGAAUUUGCCUAUCACAAAUUAAAAACACAUAAUGGCCGAUUAAUGAACUCAUAUGGUAAUUAUUUAUGUUUUUAUUGUGAAAUAUCAUCUCCAGAUCUAACAAACAUUAUUGAACAUACUAAGCAUUGUCUUGAAAAUCAGUCAAAAAAUGUAACUGAGUAUGGUAUAAAACUAAAAGAUUCUACAGAAAAUGUAACUGAAUUAUUACCUGUUAAGAAAAGUACUAUGAAGAAUAAUAUACUAGAACGUAAAAAAGGAAAAGAGAAAAAGAUUCCACGUGCAUCAACAUAUGUACUAUUUACUUGUUUAAAACCGUCUUGUAAUCUUAUCUUCCAAAACUUUAAUGUUUUUAAAUUUCAUCAUCGCGAGCAUUUUGAAUUUGGAAGUAAAUUGAUGUGUUGGCAAUGUUGUGUACCAUUUUCUGAUUUAAAUGGUCUUAGAGCUCACCAAGUAAAAGGCUGUCGUACUCCUGGAAUGUUCAAAUGUUAUGAAUGUUCUGAACAAUUUGAUGAUCUUCAAAGUUUAAGUAUUCAUAAAUAUACCUUACAUAAUGGUGAUUUAAUAGCAAAUAAGAAAAAUAAGACUAUUGCAUGUGCAUACUGUCAUAUGGAAAUUCAUAUUAAUAAUUUUAAAUCUCAUUUGAUUGCAUGUCAAUACAAUCAAGUUAAUAAGAAUGUAAAAAUUAAACCUAAAUCUACCUACACUAAAAAAUUCAAAGGUCCUUUUAAAUGUACAAUUUGUAAUAAAGUGUGUCUUACAGCAGCAGCAUUAAAAAGUCAUAUAAAGGUUCACAAUCCAUCUCCUACAAAAAAAACUGUGAAAAAAAGAAUGAGUAAUACUUCUUUAAGAACUGAAAAUUUUGUUGAAGUGUCCAACUCUAGUUGUAAACAAGAAACUGAUCUAGAAGUAAAUCAAAGUAAUACUUCUCAACUUAAUACAAUUGUAUCUAUUGAUAAUGACAUGACCAAUACUGGUGAAAAUAAUGAGAUGGAUGUUGAGAUGAAUACAUUAACUGAUAAUUCAAGUAAUGAAGCAUUGGAAUCUGUUAAUUAUGGUGUGUUUCCAAUUGUUAAUAAAUUUGUUAAAUGUAAUAAUUGCCCUAGAAAAUUUAAAUCAAAUUCAGGAUUAGCAAGACAUUGGCAAUUUUGUUGUAAUUCUAUACCAAGUUCUUUAAAAAGUAAACCUCACAAUUAUUAUUGUACCAAAUGUAAAAAAUAUUAUACACGCCUAACUUUCUUUCAACAUUGGAAAAUACAUCAUGGAAAAAGACUCCAAUGUCAUAAGUUUAGACGAUAUUCUUGUAAAAAAUGUCCCUUUAAAUUUAUGUACAAAAUAGCAUUAUCAAUGCAUAAUGAACAUGUGCAUGGCGAACAAGACAACACAGUAGCUAUUACAUCUAAUAUACCUCCUUCUAGCUCUGUAGUAAUGUUACCAGUUAUAUCUGAAACCACAUCAUUGGCUAAUAAUAUUCCUGAAACAACUACAGAAAAUAAUGAAGAAAACAAUGUACCAAUUAAACAAGAAGCAAAUACAAUAUCAAAUCAAUGGGAAGUGUCUAAUAAUGAAAUCAAAGAAAAUAUAAUUGAACAUGAUAUAAAUGAAAAAAAUAAUGAAGUCAAUGACUUGAAAAAUAAUGAAAAACAGGAUAUGAAAUAUAACAUUGAUAAUAAAGACGAUGAAACUAAUGUUUGCACUGCACAAGAUAUUAAUCAAGUUGCAGACAAAUUGAAUGAUAAUGAAACAAUAGAAAAUCUCUCUAAUGAUGAAGAUAUAGUAGCAGUUAAUAAUAUAUGUUCAACAGUUAUUUCAGAAUGUGACCACAAUUAUGCUGAUAAAACAAUCACUGAAAUAGAUAAUUUUGAAACAAGUUUAUCCUCUAUAAAAGAAGAGAAUCAAAUUAUUUUAAAUAAUGAAUUAGUAGCAAUAAAUGAGACCCAAAAUAUUAGUCCAGUAAAUGAACCCAAAAUCGACAACUCCAUACAAGAAUUCCCUACUUCAAGUGAAUAAAAGCAAUGGAAAAUAAAAAAUUAUUGACUUCAAAGCAUGUAAUCUUUUUUACUGGUGUUAACUAACACUAAAAUUGAUUAUAUCAAACUUGAGUAAAUUUAAAGAAAAAAUAUCUUAUUAUAAUUAUGAAAUAAAAAAUAAA
Messenger RNA from Melanaphis sacchari, 3753 nucleotides. RefSeq names its product zinc finger protein 91-like. Bases 633 to 3611 code for a protein of 992 amino acids. Gene Ontology annotation, biological process: regulation of transcription by RNA polymerase II. Gene Ontology annotation, cellular component: nucleus. Gene Ontology annotation, molecular function: zinc ion binding; DNA-binding transcription factor activity, RNA polymerase II-specific; RNA polymerase II transcription regulatory region sequence-specific DNA binding. Lineage: Eukaryota; Metazoa; Arthropoda; Insecta; Hemiptera; Aphididae. The record is from RefSeq and is a predicted model, not a curated record. The transcript is spliced from 4 exons.